This is a messenger RNA of Pelecanus crispus (Dalmatian pelican), 805 nucleotides long. NCBI's taxonomy places the organism in Eukaryota, Metazoa, Chordata, Aves, Pelecaniformes, Pelecanidae. The record is from RefSeq and is a predicted model, not a curated record.
GUCUGACCCAGCUCAGCAACCUGUUCCCGGGGCCCCAGAAGGGGGAGCCCCUGGUGGGGGCCCCCCCGGGCCACCCCCCAAUACGAGCAGUAACCGUCGGCUGCAGCAGACGCAGGCCCGAGGGGAGGAGGUGGUUGAUAUAAUGCGUGUAAAUGUAGACAAGGUGUUGGAACGAGACCAGAAACUGUCAGAGCUAGAUGACCGGGCAGAUGCACUUCAGGCUGGUGCCUCACAAUUUGAAAGUAGUGCAGCAAAACUCAAAAGGAAGUACUGGUGGAAGAACUGCAAGAUGAUGAUCAUGAUGGGAGUGAUUUGUGCCAUUGUGGUGGUGGUGAUUGUAAGUAAGUACCAAAAAGCCCAAGACCAAAGGUGAAGAAGCACCAACUGUAGAGUACUUUAAACUCUUCCUUGUUGGUUUGUGAUCUGGAGGGUCUUGGUUGCAUAAGUGUUAACUUCAGUCCUUGGGGAAGGGAGGUGGUGGUGCUGAAACUCCCACACUUACUGUGGAAAUGGUAUGCUUUACAUAGUAAUGGAAGGAAUUGGGGGGGGCCAUCAUUGUGGAAAUGGGAAAUUCUGUCUGCCAGGUCAGGUGAACCUGUAAGUAUGAGGGGCAUUUACCCUGGAGUGGGUGGGUUGGCAAGUCCCUUCCUUGGUGGGGGAUUUGGAGGUCUCUGGGGGACCUUGGGUGUAACUUGCCCUUUUGUUCUUUCCUUUUUUUUUUCCUGUUGCUUUGUCUCCAGUCUACUUUUUUACUUGAAUGUAGCUCCUUCAGUCUGCAACCUACUGUCCCCUGUCACCUUGCCUG